Fusarium redolens is the source of this 3606-nucleotide messenger RNA. RefSeq lists its product as uncharacterized. The transcript has 7 exons. Lineage: Eukaryota; Fungi; Ascomycota; Sordariomycetes; Hypocreales; Nectriaceae. Gene Ontology annotation, molecular function: hydrolase activity, hydrolyzing O-glycosyl compounds; chitin binding. Bases 1 to 3606 code for a protein of 1201 amino acids. Gene Ontology annotation, biological process: carbohydrate metabolic process. The record is from RefSeq and is a predicted model, not a curated record.
AUGCGGCUGCGCACAUGGCUGUUCGGCCUGCUACUGUUAUGUCUUUGCGUAGCAGUAGCGGCGCAGGAUGACACGACAUGCAGUGCAACCAGACGCUGUAAGAACGGUUGCUGUAACAAAUCCGGCAACUGUGGCUUUGGCCCUGAUUAUUGCGGAACCAACUGUCGAUCGGACUGCGAUCGCAAAUCGGAGUGUAAUCCUGGAUUCGGCUCUAAAUGGGCCGAAAACGACAAAUGCCCUCUCAAUGUCUGUUGCUCCAAGCACGGAUAUUGCGGCACCACUAAAGACUUCUGUGGUUCAAAAAAGGUUAAGAAGCCCAGCUGCAGUAAGACUGGCGAUGUCUCUCGAGUUAUUGGAUACUUUGAGGGAUGGGCGAAAGCCCGUCCUUGCGAAGCCUUCUCUCCCGAGCAGAUUCCGAUCGGACUUUAUACGCACAUUAAUUUCGCUUUCGCUACCAUCGAUCCCAAGACCUUCGAGAUUAAACCCGAUAAAGAAUCCGACAUCCGAAUGUACAAGCGUCUUACCGAACUCAAGAGACUGGAUCCUGAGCUCAAGGUCUACAUCGCAGUUGGCGGCUGGACCUUCAACGACCCAGGUCCAACCGCAUCUACGUUUUCCGACCUUGCGGCAUCUCUUCCCCGUCAAAGAGCCUUUAUGAAGUCUCUUGUUUCGUUCAUGAGUACCUACGGAUUCGAUGGCCUAGACUUGGACUGGGAAUACCCUGUCGACACAGACAGAGGCGGUCGUGCGGUCGACUUUGCCAAUUUUCCCAAGUUCAUGGAGAGGCUCAAGAGCAUGAUGGAUUCCGCGGACAAAGGUCUCAGUAUCACGCUGCCUGCAUCAUAUUGGUAUCUGAGACAAUUCGACAUCAAGAAGCUCGAAAAAACGGUUGACUUCUUCAACAUUAUGUCCUACGACUUGCAUGGUGCCUGGGAUCAAGGCAAGAACUACACCCAACCCUUUCUCAAUGCUCACAGCAACCUUACGGAGAUCGAUCUUGCCCUCGACCUGCUCUGGCGCAACAACAUCCAGUCGGACAAGGUGGUCCUCGGCAUGGGCUUCUACGGUCGUGCUUUCUCGGUCCAGUCUGGGACCUGCACCAAACCCGGUUGCCUAUUCAAGGCAGCGGGCAAGGCUGGUGACUGUAGUCGCGAGAAGGGCAUCCUGCUGAACUCGGAGAUUGUGACUACUAUCAAGAAGUACAACAUCAAGCCCGAGUUCUUCAAGGAGGAGGCUGUCAAGGUCGCCAAAUGGGGCAAUCAGUGGGUUUCAUACGAUGACGAGGACACGUUCAAGCUGAAGACUGACUAUGCGAAAUCUCGAUGUCUCGGAGGUGUCAUGGUAUGGGCUAUAUCACAUGAUACCAAAGAGGCGAGGUUCAACAAAGCAUUGGCCUUAUCACUGAACCGAAAAACCACAUCGGGCGACUUUGACCCGAAAGAGAAGGCAUACGAGAUCAAGAAGAUUCCCAACGAGCAAUGUCGCUGGACCAACUGCAAGGAGGGAUGUCGCAAGGGCUGGGUGCCUGUCCCUCGCAGCGACUCAGGUGCGCGCAAGAACGAGAUCAUGUUCGACGAGACGGGCUGUGGCGGUGACGGCGGCCAUACCUUCUGCUGCCCUGCGGGAUCUACAAAGAUGCCCACGUGCGGCUGGUACGGGCAUAACAAUGGGCGCUGCCCGGUUCGGAGCGAGUGCCCAAGCGAUAUGACCGAAAUCGCUUCCAACGAGAUUUACUGCAAGAAGCAGAAAGGCUCGAAGAAGCAGAACUUUCAGACAGCCUGCUGUAAGACCGACGUCGUGGGUACAAAGGUCUAUGGCACUUGCGAAUGGGGUCAGUAUCCGAAGUGCGAUGCUCAGGAAGGAUGUCCCAAUCCCCUCGGCAACAAGAAGAUGGGGUCUCUGUUGGCAUACUCGGCCUCGGGAUCUGGUGGUGGCAACUGCGACGACGCAAAGAACGAGCUCGGCCUCAAUGUUCCCGGCGUGCAGUACCGCAAGUUCUGCUGUAACGACAGCGACAAGAACCUUCGCUUCACAGAUUGCCAAAAGUUUAGGAAUGUUGGACCAGUACCGGACGUCAUGCCGAGGGAUUUCUGCCGCAGUGGUUGUCCUCCCGAUCGCAUCCAGGUUGCUAUUGACACUCAGGUCGAUACUUGUGCUAUCGCCGGGGUCGGGGGAAUGGCCCAUUGCUGCAAGACCGACUAUGCCGAGAUUUUUGAGGUCGAGAAUCCCAAGAUUGACGCAUUUGAGAACGACGUCAAGGCAUGGAUCAAGAAUCCAACUUGUCCAAAAGACGACGGCGGUCUUUUCAAGCGUUUUGAUCCGCUAAACGACACUACGAUGGUUUCGUCGCUUUCCAUGGAUUUAUCCCCGAGGGCUAAAGAAAUGGAGGAUUCGUACGACUUGGUUAUAUUGCUGGCCCGACUUAUCGCGGGCUUGGUCUCCAAAGAGGUGGCGGAGGCACUCACGCCGAAAUGGAAUCUUGUUGUGGAGGAAGAGUAUCCGAACUUGGUGGUGAGGACCCUUCAAGAAGCGAAGAAUUCAGUACCUGAGUGGGAGGACGAGGAUCCCGAGGUCAUGUCGCGCGUCACUAUAUGCGAUCCUAAACGGGCCAACGCCAGGAUCGCUGCCAUUCUGGGGAAGGGUAGUGAUGGAAGGACAUUGGCAUUUAACUGUACAAAUACCAUAUGUCAGAACGGCGUUUGCGAGCCUUUUACCCCUGAGGCAGCCAGGAGGCGGCGUGGCCUAUCAACGAGUAGGGCCUCGCAUUCAGCUGCACACCUCCAUUACCACUUGCAUGCUCGACAAGCAGGUGCAGAACAUAAUGAGGUGCCUCUCAGGGAUAGAGGCGGGGGUGAAGCGACAAUUGAAUACAACAUUCCCGCUGUGCUCAAAAGAUUACGAAGUGGAGCUCAAUCUACUUACCAUGGGAUACCUGUAAGGUUUUGGGAAGAGGCGCUACGACUCGGGGAACUGCAUGGCGGUUUCCCUGAUAUUGAUGGCCGCGGCGUCCCCUUCGAUAAUCAAAAUGUGUUGACUCGUAUUUUCGAGUGUCUUGGCAGUCAGACCAACUUUCGAAACUUUGUCAUCAUCGUAGGACCCAUCAACUCUAUAAAGGCCAGGGUUAUGCAACUCUUUGCCCCUGUCGCGGAAAAUCGGCUUGAAACUUAUGACACAGACCGCUUGAUGUCACAAAUUCGAACAGUCAUUUCAUUGUUUGAAUACAUGGGCUCCGAAGAAGGAGACGAGAACGGCGAGACCGUCAAAACGAAGAUCAACAAAAUCGUCAACAACAUCGUGAACCAGUUAGAUCACGCGCAAGAUCUUUGGAAUAAUGAACAUCCGGGUCGCCCUGUCCCAGCGGUUAAGUUUUUCGUGGAGUGGCUAAAAGACUACUUCGAGGAGGCAGGAAGACUUGCAAGAGCGUGGCUUCGCGAGGCCAUAGCUCAGCUUAGAGAAAGGCAGAGAGCGGCUUCGGGUGCCAGAGCGGAAGAGAUUAGGCUGGCUAUUGUUUCUUUUGAGAGUCAGAUGACCUUUGUGCGCAUCGUAACGGACUGGGACAUCCCUUUGUUGGAGGAUGAAGACGAAAUGAGUACCGGGUCAGAUUGA